UUAAAAGAAAUUUGGGUUUACCUAUUCUUUUCUACUUAUUUGUUUACAUAUGUUUUGGACAAAAAUUUAUUAGGAAAGCCCAACUAAUAUUCCUAAUUUUACACAGCUUUCAUUGGUGAAAAAGAGAAGGCACAGCAGCACCUCUCUCGCUCUCUCGCUUCUCCUUUGUACCACCGGAAAAUGUCGUUGCGCCGUUGAGCAGAGACCGUCAUCGACUGCUGCGGUGUGCCCUCAUUCAUUUCUUCUCCUUCACUAUUCACGGAAUCCGAAGAUUUCAAACCUUUGAGCUUUAUCCACCAGCUUCAGUUCUAGCAAAAUUCCAAGUUGAUCGCGAGUAGACAGGGAAAAGACAAGGUGUAGGAGUAAGCAAUCACCAGAUCGAGGAAUUUUGAAUGCACGAGGCAGCUGGAGUUUAUGGUUCUUCAAUCAUCUCCCAUAUCCUACUCAAAGUUCUUGCCAUUGCUCAGGCAAACCAAGUCCGUAAAUGAGGGCCUCCAAAUCCAUGCCCAGAUAGUUAAGCAUGGAUUAUCCCAUGAUCCUAAUCAUCGUAACCAUUUGAUAAAUUUUUAUUCCAAGUCUAGAGCUAUUUCCCAUGCCCGCAAACUGCUUGAUGAAAGUCCUGAACCGGAUUUGGUUUCUUGGUCCUCGCUGAUAUCUGGGUAUGCACAGAACGGCCUUGGCGCAAAGGCUACUUUGGCCUUCCACAAAAUGCAGGCCUUGGGCGUUAAGGGGAACGAGUUCACCUUCCCCAGCGUGCUCAAGGCUUGUGCAAACACGAGCGAUUUUGUGCUUGGGAAGCAGGUUCAUGGAAUUGUAGUAGUUGCUGGAUUUGAGUCGGAUGUUUUUGUGGCAAAUACUUUAGUGCUCAUGUAUGCGAAAUGUGGUAGUAUUGUUGAUUCCAGGAGGUUGUUUGAGGACAUCCCGGAUAGAAACGUGGUUUCUUGGAAUGCUUUGUUGACAUGUUAUACUCAAAGCGAUCUUUUUGGGAAAGCAAUGGGAUUAUUUCAGGAGAUGGUUGUGGGUGGAAUUAGGCCCGAUGAGUAUAGUUUGUCAACUAUAUUAAAUGCUGCCACAGGUUUAGGAGAUAUUGGUCAAGGGAAGAAGAUUCAUGGCUAUUUGAUAAAGCUGGGGUACGAGAGUGAUCCGUUCUCAUCGAAUGCACUAGUAGACAUGUAUGCAAAAGGAGGAGAUCUAGGAGGUGCGAUAGCUGUUUUUGGUAAUGUGCCAGAACCUGAUAUUGUUUCUUGGAAUGCUCUUAUUGCUGGUUGUGUAUCUCACGAACAUCAUGUUUGGGCUUUGGAAUUGUUAGAUCGGAUGAAAAGCUCCGGGGUGAACCCUAAUAUGUUCACCAUGUCUAGUGCUCUUAGAGCUUGUGCAGCAUUAGGUGUGAAGGAAUUGGGUAAACAGUUUCAUGCCAAAUUGAUAAAGCUGGAGACGAUGACAGAUCGCUUUGUGAGUGUUGGCCUCAUUGACAUGUAUAGUAAGUGUCGUUUGAUGAAGUAUGCUUUAACUGUUUAUCAUUUGAUGCCGGAAAAGGAAUUGGUUGCAAUAAAUGCAUUGAUCUCUGGACUCUCACAGAAUGGGGAGAUCAGGGAAGCUCUUACCCUAUUUCAAGAGAUGCAUAAGGAAUUUAUGGAAUUUAACCAUGCUACUUUACUAGCAGUGCUUAAUGCUAUUGCUGACUUGCAGGCUACUAGCAUGUGCAAGCAAGUUCACACGCUUAUUAUGAAGUGUGGUUACGAAGCUGAUAAUUUCAUUACAAACAGCCUUGUUGACUCAUAUGGGAAAUGUAGUCAGGUUAAUGAUGCAGCUAGAGUUUUUAGAGAAUGCCCCAAUGUGGAUCUACCAUCUUUUACAUCAAUAAUGACGGCAUAUGCUCAACGGGGGCAAGGUGAAGAAGCUUUGAAGCUCUAUUUGAAGCUAUCAGAAAUGGGUAUCAAGCCAGAUUCUUUCGUUUUCAGUUCUCUUCUCAAUGCCUGUGCAAAUUUAUCAGCUUAUGAGCAGGGGAAGCAAAUUCAUGUCCAUGUCUUGAAAAUGGGGUUUAGCUCAGAUAUCUUUGCUGGGAAUUCCCUUGUCAACAUGUAUGCCAAAUGUGGAAGUAUCGAGGACGCUGGUUGCACUUUCUCUGAGGUUCCGGAGAGAAGUGUUGUCUCCUGGUCCGCGAUGAUUGGUGGACUAGCACAACACGGCCUGGGUAAAGAGGCCCUCGAUUUGUUCAAUGACAUGUUGAAAAAUGGUACAACUCCCAAUCACGUAACAUUAGUCAGUGUCCUAUCUGCCUGUAAUCAUGCUGGUCUAGUUGAUGAAGCUCAACGGUAUUUUGACACUAUGAAGGAGCGAUUUGGCAUAGAACGAACGCAGGAGCACUAUGCUUGCAUGAUUGAUGUCCUUGGCCGAGCUGGUAAGUUGGAUGAAGCAAAGGACCUCGUUAAUAGCAUGCCGUUUGAAACUAAUGGCGCCAUAUGGGGGACACUUCUUGGAGCCGCCAGAAUUCAUAAGGAUGUAGAGCUAGGACAACAUGCUGCUGAGAUGCUCUAUACUCUUGAACCAGAAAAAUCGAGUACACAUACUCUCCUGGCUAAUAUUUAUGCCUCGGCAGGAUUAUGGGAGGACGUUGCUAAGGUGCGCAGAUUAAUGAAAGACAGGAAAGUGAAGAAGGAACCCGGGAUGAGCUGGAUGGAGGUGAAAGAUAAGAUACACACAUUUAUUGUUGGAGACAGCAGCCAUCCUAGAAGUGAAGAGAUAUAUUUGAAACUCGAGGAACUGGGGCAUCUAAUGGCCAAAGCGGGUUAUGUUCCUUUGUUGGACACAGACCUCCAUCGUGUUGAAAGUAAAGAAAAGGAGAUUCUCCUCUCGUACCACAGUGAAAAGCUUGCUGUGGCUUUUGGACUGAUAGCCACCCCGCCCGGAGCUCCUAUUAGGGUGAAGAAGAACCUUCGUAUCUGUUUGGAUUGCCAUACAUCGUUCAAGUACAUCUCUAAGAUAGUAUCGAGAGAGAUCUUUGUUAGAGAUAUCAAUCGUUUCCACCACUUCAGGGACGGGUCUUGUUCCUGUGGGGAUUAUUGGUAGUGUGCUCUACCUGUAGCAUGAUGGAGCAAUUCUAACGACGUGUUGCUUCAGGAGAAUGCUUCUUAUUAGAAAUGGGCCACUUGAGCUUGUGCAGGUACGUGGCAACGUUGUGUGCUCAACGUUAGUUAUUGAUAAGGAUUCUACCUGAUUAUGAUGAAGGUGUACAGAAGUGGAGUAAACUCCUUGAUCAUAAGCUCAUUAUACAGCCUUACCACAACAAAUGAUAGAUGCUGGCACCAUCGGAAUCCCCAAUGCAGAGGCUCCACCAGAUAUGAACACGGCAUCUCUCCCCACCUUGGCUAUUCCCCCCUCCAACCCCAGAACCUGCAGUUUGUUAGGGUUGCUAUUCCCCUUGCAACACCAGCCCUGAUGCUUCCCCUCCAACAGCAUCCCCUGCCCCAACAAGAAUUCACUACGGCGGUUGGUUGGAAGGUGUCCACUGACGAAGGAUUUCUUCGCUGUCAUAAUAUUACACAGCUAACCUCCAGCUUCUCUUAGGAUCAUGGUGGAGCUCAGCACAGAUGGAUUUAUUGACCUAUGUUACUUUAAAAUGAUCAAAGUUCCUUGAUCUUUUGGGUAUUCAUUUGCUCUGCAAAUUGUCUCGUUUCGCAAGCAUGAUUAUGACCCCCCACCGGUCGGAUCAACAAUUUUUUGGUCGGAUCGGAAAAUUAUCCGUGGUCAAUUUCAACUCCAGACUUGAGGACAAGGCUGUUUCAAGAGUGGAGUAAUUGAUAGAGAAUUUGAUAUGUAGAUAAAAUAAGGUCAUGUUAGGCCAUCAAAGUCCAUCUUGGCCCGCUAAGGCCCGGAGUGAAUUAAUUCAAAUGAAUGGAUUAUUUAACAGCCUAAAAAAGUAAGAUAGCAUAUCCUUAUCUUAAAGCCCAUCUUAAUUAUCUUGUGCUAAUUUAACAUGCCUAACAAAUAUGCAUUUAGUUAUUAAUUGUUUAGAUAUUAUA
This is a messenger RNA of Salvia splendens (bonfire salvia), 4022 nucleotides long. Its product is annotated as pentatricopeptide repeat-containing protein At5g04780, mitochondrial. Gene Ontology annotation, biological process: RNA modification. The record is from RefSeq and is a predicted model, not a curated record. Bases 415 to 3069 code for a protein of 884 amino acids. Gene Ontology annotation, molecular function: protein binding; zinc ion binding; RNA binding. NCBI's taxonomy places the organism in Eukaryota, Viridiplantae, Streptophyta, Magnoliopsida, Lamiales, Lamiaceae. The transcript has 5 exons.